UAAAACAAAAACGAUUUGCUGUUGCAUCGCAGAGACGCCGGCAUCGUGGAGGCAUGGCAGAAGCGGAGUUACAAACCUUUACCUCUAUCAUGGACGCGUUGGUUCGCAUUAGUUCCAACAUGAAGAGUAUGGAGCAGGAGCUGCAUUGCCCGGUGUGCGAUGAGAUGGUGAAGCAGCCCAUCCUUCUGCCGUGCCAGCACAGUGUGUGUCUGCUGUGUGCAGCUGAGGUGUUGGUACAAAGAGGUUAUCCUCCUCCAGACCUCCCUCCGGAGCCCAACUCACCUGCCUCCACACCCAACACACGCUCCCCACGACAGGCACGAAGACCCACACCCAGGACCCCUGACCGCCUGGAGCGGGUCCUCAGAACAGUGUGUGGGACAUACCCAGGUCGGAGGCGGAAGGAUGUGGCCGCUCCCCCCAUGUUGUUCCCGUGUCCUUCCUGUCAGGAGGACGUGGAGCUCGGAGAGAAAGGCCUGACAGACUGCCUCCGCAACCUCACGCUGGAGCGGAUUGUGGAGAGGUACAGGCACACAGUAAGUCUGGGCAGUGUCGCCAUCAUGUGUGGUUUCUGUAAGCCUCCUCAGUCUCUGGAGGCCACUAAGGGCUGCGCUGACUGCAAGUCCAACUUCUGCAAUGAGUGUUUCAAACUCUAUCACCCCUGGGGGACCCCUCGAGCUCAGCACGAGCACAUCCUACCCACCAACAACUUCCGGCCAAAGGUCCUAACGUGUACAGAGCACGAGCAGGAGAGGCUGCAGUGGUACUGCCGUAACUGCCAGAGGUUACUGUGCCCACUCUGUAAGCUCCGCCGUGUCCACCAUGGACACAAAGUGUUGCCUAUAGCACAGGCCUACCAGGCCCUUAAGGACAAGGUUACCAAGGAAGUCAACUUUAUCCUGGCCAACCAGGAGACAAUACAGAGUCAGAUCACUCAACUGGAAGCGGCCAUCAAACAGAUGGAGGCCAACAGCUCAGUGGCUCUGCAUCAGCUGACCCACUGUAUCCGCGAGCUGGGAGCGGCUGUAGCGGAGCGUCAGGGGGCUUUGGCUCUGGCCCUGGAGGGGUCCCGCUGCAGGAAGGAGGAAGCCCUGUCCACCCAGGUCUCAGAGAGGCGAGGCCUGCUGGAGCAUGCGGGUCUGAUGGCCUACACACAGGAGCUGCUCAAAGAGACCGACCAACCCUGCUUCGUACAGGCCGCCAGAGUCACUCACAACAGGCUGGUGAAGGCGAUAGAAAACCUCCAGUGUUUCUCUCUCUCAGCUGAUCCCUCAUUCCGACACUUUCACCUAGACGCAUCCAAAGAGGUCAAACUCAUCAGCAGCUUGGAGUUCAUCCGAGCCCCACUGGCUCCAGUCAUUGACACUCAGAAGACACUUGCUUACGACGAGCUGUUUUUGUGCUGGCGCCUCCCUCAGGACUCGGCCCCAGCCUGGCACUUCUCUGUGGAAUACCAGCGGCGAGCAGGAGGGGCCGCCGCCACGUGGGGCGGCACCAGAUCCCCUAAUAAUGCAACAGCAUGGCUGCGUCUGGACGAAGUGAGAGGGACCAAUGCUGUGGUUGACCGGCUGCAGAUGGACAGCGUGUACGUGCUCAGGGUGAGAGGCUGUAACAAGGCCGGGUUUGGAGAGUACAGCGAAGAAGUUUACCUGCACACUCCACCAGCACCUGUGUUGAGUUUCUCCUUGGACUCACGCUGGGGGUUACACGCUGACAGGCUAGCGUUGGGAAGAGGCCAAACCUACGCCCGCAGCGUGCCAGGCCUCUCCCUCCUGCAGGCCGCCAACCGCGCACUCACUUCGUGCCACUUGACUUCUGACCUUCUGGUGGCGGACUUGUCUGUCACUCAAGGCAGACACUACUGGGCAUGCUCAGUGGAGCCUGGUUCCUACCUGGUAAAGGUAGGAGUAGGGCAGGAGGCUAAGCUGCAAGAGUGGUUCCAUCUCCCUCAGGACAUGGCCAGCCCUCGCUGCGACCCAGACAGCGGCCAUGACAGUGAGGCAGAGGACGGCCAGGACUCCCCUCCCUUCUGCUUCCUCACAAUGGGCAUGGGCAAGAUCCUGCUUCCUCAAGGACACGGUCACACUCAGAGUCAGGGGGACAGCCAGAGCCAGGGGGGCGUGCACUCCCACAGUAGCAGCCAUAGUAACAUGUCUCACGCUCACACUGCUCCUCUGCCACCUCGACUCGGAGUGUGUCUGGACUGUGACAAAGGACGCGUCACCUUCUAUGAUGCCCACUCGUUGCGGAUCCUUUGGGAGGGACACAUGGACUGUUCGGCUCCUGUGUGUCCGGCUUUCUGCUUCAUUGGCGGAGGCGCCCUGCAGCUGCAGGACCUCGUGGCCAACCGGAGCAUCGAGGAGGCGCCGCCACGGAGGGUAACUAUCCAAACACGUGCGACAAAUCUCAGCAAAUAAAUAGUGGUGACAUAGUUUAGUGGCACAGUUUAGUUUUUAAGUAACAUUUUACAGUAACCACUGUUAAUAAAUGGUAAAUUGAUAGUUAAUUAAACUUUUCUUAAUAUAGAUUGCCAAAAAGUUGGGAUCCUGGGAAAAAUGCAACAAUAUAAAAUGCAACAAUUUGCAAAUUCUUCAUUUAGUUAAUUAGACAAGAUGUUCAAACUGAUAAUAACCUGUUAGAUAACAUAAAUUAUAGCAUUACCUAUAAGUAGGAAAUGAUUAAUUACAAUUUAAUUGUUUGUUAACGGUAAAAUAACUAUUAACUCAAGUUUAAAUAACUAUCAAUUUACUAUUUGUUAAUAAUGUUUAAUAUAAAGUGUUACAUGUUUUUCACAUGUCAGUAAAGUAAAAAAAAAAAAGGUGGUUUAUAUUCACUGCUUAAUAAUGUGAGUUGAUCAUUAAUUGCCUUGAUCCUGGGAAACUUCAAUGCUUGAUUGAACUCUCACUGCUGUAUGGUUACAUUUUUCCUCUCAAUGUGAUUGUUGAGAUCUUAAUAUAGAAUCUGAUGUUCUUUUGCAUUUGCACUUGGCCUGAAUAUCGAAUCUCUGUUUUGGCUUUGCUUUCUUCCUUUUUUAAUUUUGCGAUGCUCCUAUGGACAUUGUGGCUGAAGUGAUUUUAUCUAUGCAGAAUUCUGUUGACAGGGUGAGUAAAUCACCGUUAUAACGAGUUAAAUCUGUUUGCAAAUGUAAGAAAAAAAUUCUCUGCCCUCCUUUUACACUUGUCUUAAUUCGUCACAGAAUGACUGGACAACUAAGGUUGCAUGCAAGUGUAACGAGGAUUCAUAACUUACAUAUAUGCAGAUAGCUGACCUUGUAAAAGCACCUCAGAUGUACUGUAUGUCUAAUUUUAUAUCUUCAUUUUUUAAAUGUAGCCUCAGCAAGUGUUAACAGUGUGUAUAUAUAGUUGAGAAUUACAGAAUGUGAAUAUUCUUUGGUUGUUGAAAUGUAAAGCUCUGCUGGCUCACGUCAGGACCACAUCUCAGUGUCUAAACAGUCCCAGCUGGUAUUUUAUAUAGUCGCUGUUUCACAUUUUAAAAAAGGACUUGUGUGGCAAAUUUGCUGGGUAAACACACUAACUGUUGCCUGAGUCAUUUUCAGAAGAAAUAUCAAGUAAAAAAGGUUCUAAGAGUAAAGUUCUCAUAAUGCUGUUUGACUCCAUAACGUGAAUGCAUUUCAGUGUUUGACAAAAAAUGCAGAUGGCCUACUUGUCCAGUAUUACACUGUGGUGUUUGAGUGAUUUGCACAUAUACAUAUUAAUGGUGAGAUAUGAAUGAAGUAGGCUAAUGAGAAGAGGUCUAUUUUAUGAGCUCUGGUUGAAAUUGGACUUUUUUUCUAUAGCUUUUUUAUUUUAUUUUUAUUUUUACUGCAGCUGACAAUAUAGCCCAUGAACUUAUUGACUGAGCUGACUAUGUUUGGAGAAUGUAAGAACCAGUUAUGUAUGAUUUCGGUGCAAGAGAUUGUCUAUAUUGUGAUAUUUUCAAAUCGACAGGAUCCGACUGUAUUUUGAUACAUGAUAUUAUUUUCUGGUGUGUGUGUGUGUGUGUGUGUGUGUGUGUGUGUGUGUGUGUGUGUGUGUCCUGUCCUGAAUGACGUGUCUAGACUUCUCUUCUUGUGUUAUAGCACAGCACUUGAAUGACUUUAGACUGUAGCAUCGCAGAAAUCAGAAUCUCCUUAUUUAGAUUUAGCCUUGGCUGGCAGAAUGUUUCUAUCAUGUCAUGAGAAAAACAAUAAAUGACUGAUAACUGUAA
This is a messenger RNA of Centropristis striata (black sea bass), 4206 nucleotides long. It is a transcript of the gene trim46a, whose product is annotated as tripartite motif containing 46a. Lineage: Eukaryota; Metazoa; Chordata; Actinopteri; Perciformes; Serranidae. Bases 54 to 2417 code for a protein of 787 amino acids. The record is from RefSeq and is a predicted model, not a curated record. Gene Ontology annotation, molecular function: protein binding; zinc ion binding. The transcript has 12 exons.